This is a messenger RNA of Ascochyta rabiei, 1143 nucleotides long. RefSeq lists its product as uncharacterized. The transcript has a single exon. The coding region runs from base 1 to 1143 and encodes 380 amino acids. NCBI's taxonomy places the organism in Eukaryota, Fungi, Ascomycota, Dothideomycetes, Pleosporales, Didymellaceae. The record is from RefSeq and is a predicted model, not a curated record.
AUGACUGACCGAACACCCACGACGAAUCGCGCGCUCUGGCUACAUUCUUUCUCAUCACCUCUGAAGAUGGUAGACCUACCUGUUCCCCACGCAACAGCCGGAUCGGCGGUGAUCAAGGUCCUCAACACUGUGAUUGUACCAUACACCGAAGAGAUCCACAGUGGCCGUCUGCCCAUUUUCAAUCUUUCGCUACCUCUCGUCCCGCAUCCGAGUCACAUUGGCCGUGUGCAUGCGGUUGGACCCGAUGCUGUCUCGCUCCGACCAGGCGAUCUGGUCUAUUUCUCUCCAUUCAUCACUGCACGAGACGACGAAGAUCUUUUUGUGAUACAAGGGCACCACGGGGGAGAAGACCCGAUGGCAAAACAACUUAUGGACGGCGAGUGGAGGAAUGGAUCCUUGCAACAGUUCCAGAAGAUUCCACUGGAGAAUGCAUUUGUGCUGAACACAGAACGAUUAUGCGACUUCUUGGGCUACACGCCUGCGGACCUCCACGAGAUCUCGUUCUACGCUAUGGGUGUAGGCGCAAUCUCCGAAGCUGCACGCGUUUGUGCCAGCGAGACGGUGCUCAUUGGCCCUGCUACUGGAACGUUUGGAGGUGUAUCGAGUGAGGUUGCGCUCGCUCUGGGCGCCAAUGUCAUCGCCAUUGGCCGCAGCGAAAGCAAGCUCGAGCGUUUGCGCAAUCAGCUUGGGAACCAUGAACGACUUCGAACCAUCGUUAUGACAGGCAAUGCUGAAGCCGAUACAGCAGCGAUACGUGCCGCUACACCUGGAGGUCGAGGCGUGGACGUAUAUAACGAUUGGGCGAGCGGCGGGUUAGAGGGAAGUCCAUUCUUUGCCGCUGCGAUUCGUGCAGUGAAGCGCAGAGGCAGAGUGGUCUUGAGUGGCGGUCCCGCCGGAACAAUCAACGUACCGUAUGCAUUUGUCAUGCAUCAGGACAUUUCCAUCUCUGGGAAGUUGGGUGUCGGUCGGAUCGGGAUCAAAUUGACAAUAUCGAUGGUCGAGUCAAAAUUGCUACUAUUGGGUACACGAGGUGGUGCAACGCAUAAUCUAUAUAGUCUCGACGACCACAAAGCAGCAAUCCAUGCAGCGAAGGAGUCGGGCGGUUUCAAGGUCUACCACGAUGUUAUGCCAAACUCUUGGUAG